AUGUCAGCUGCAAAACAUCUCUCUCUCUCUCUCUCUCUCUCUCUCUCUCUCUCUCUUGAUAUCUGCAUUUAUUUUAUUUACUUUCGUUCUUCUUUUUCUGUAUUCUUUCUUGCUUUCUUUCUUUUUUCUUCUUUUUCCUUUCUUUCUUCUUUUCUUUGCUUCUCUCUUUUUUCUUUACUUUUCAUUUCUUUUCCUCUGAUCUUUUCGUUCAUAUCACUUUCUUCUUCUUUUCUUUCUUUUUUGUCCUCCCUUUUCCAUCCUUUCUUCUUUUCUUCGCGUCUCACUUUUUUCUUUAUUUUUCUUUCCUCUAAACUUUUGUCAAUGUCGCUUCUUUCUUUCUUUCUUUCUUUCUUUCUUUCUUUCUUUCUUUCUUUCUUUCUUCAGGACCGAUUCCAUUUCUUCUGCUUCUAUUCUUCAUCUCUUCUUUACAUUUAUUUCAGCUUCUGUUCUUCUCUCCUCUUUUUUCUUUUAUUUUUCUCUCUUGCUUCUUUUUCUAUAUUUUUCUUUUUUUUUCUCAACAACACUGAUUCAAUUUUCACCGCUUCGCUUUCUACAAAUGUUUUUCUUCAUCCCAAAAGCCUCAUCUCUGCUCCCAAAUCCAAUCCGUCCUUAUAG
Messenger RNA from Acanthosepion pharaonis, 615 nucleotides. Lineage: Eukaryota; Metazoa; Mollusca; Cephalopoda; Sepiida; Sepiidae. The record is from the annotation of a GenBank genome assembly.